Molecule: messenger RNA, 1711 nt
Organism: Argiope bruennichi
Lineage: Eukaryota; Metazoa; Arthropoda; Arachnida; Araneae; Araneidae
Product: acetylcholine receptor subunit alpha-like
Exons: 7
Coding region: 239-1483 (414 amino acids)
Biological process (GO): nervous system process; signal transduction; regulation of membrane potential
Cellular component (GO): synapse; neuron projection; membrane
Molecular function (GO): transmembrane signaling receptor activity; extracellular ligand-gated monoatomic ion channel activity; neurotransmitter receptor activity
Source: RefSeq, a predicted model, not a curated record
AGCUACAUCAAAAAUGCUUAAUUAUGUAAGAAAGAAAACAAGGCAGGAUUUUAUUUCUUAAUAUAAUUGAAACUUCAUUCGCAAACGAAACUUCUCUUUCAAAGAAUGGUCAAAGCUGUCACCGAUGUAAGCUGAUACUAGUGGAUGGAAGGUGCAAUUUCGCAGCUGUAGCAUUCAUUUGGUUCCAAAGAGAGGCAAGGAUUAAUUAGAACAGCAUAAAAACGCCUGUUUUUAAGUGAUGGAGAUGGCUUUGGAAAGAACCAGAUAUUCAUUAUUUACUUUUAUAAUAGCAUUAAUAUGGAUAAAUGUAUGCGUGAAACAAAUAUGUUGCGAACCAGAUACUACAACUCAGAUGCAGAAAGUAAAAGAAAAGAUCCUGAAAAACUAUGAUAAAUAUAUUCGACCGACGAAUGGAACAAAUACAACCGAAGUCCAUACUGCUUUCAUGCCUCGUCAAAUCAUCGAAUUUAAUGAAGACCUUGCCAUAUUUAGCGUGGACUCGUAUCUAUUUAUGACAUGGCUAGAUCCUAGAUUACAGUGGAAUACAACAGAUUAUAACGGUUAUUUACAACUCCCAGCCAGCAUGAUUUGGGUUCCAGAUAUAACUGUACACAACAGUCACAGUCAAAGUGUGAAUCCUACUCAAGAAGUUCUUGUAGCUUUCGAUCAGACUGGUAGGGUAUGGUGGGUUCCACCAAUACUCACUCAGACCUCCUGUUCAGCAUUAACCGCCGCUUCUGCAGACAAAGUCGAGUGCGUCAUUGCGGUCGGAUCCUGGAUGCAUGAUGGAUGGGAGAUUGACUUCCAGCACUCUGAAUGGCUUAUUUUAGACGAAUUUGAAAAUAUAAAUCCCAGAUGGGAACUCAUUGAAUCCGAGGCUAGGGUUUUUCGAAACGUAACUUACUAUGAGUGCUGUCCUGAACCUUACUUGAGUAUUCAAAUUUUUUUCCCGAUGAGACGACGAUCUGUGCCAGCCAUAGAUGCUACCAGGGCUUCUUGUAUUCUGGUCAUGCUCCUCACACUUUCUAUCUUCUGGCUGCCCCCUGAUUCUUCCAAGAAAGUUUUACUUGGCGGAUUCCUUUUCUUUUCUCUCAAUGUCCUUUUGGUAUAUUUAGGCAAAGAUAUCCAAUCGCCCACUCUAGCUUCUUCAGCAGUAUCAUUUGUGAAAACGACUAUGUACUUGGUUGUUUUGGCAAUUCUCGUUCAAGUCUUCAUUAUCAUCAAAAUUGCUUCUUUGUCUGGCCCUUCUCGUCCGUCUCCAACUAUUAUACAUUUCCUGACAGGACCACUUGGCAAAUAUACUUGCUUGAGAUCGCCAUUAUCAGAAGACAAAGUAUCACUGGAUCGUGUGCAACUAAAAGAAGAUGCUUCCACUGUCGAAUCUUUCACUGUCAGAGACGAGUGGAAACUUGUGGCGGCUGCAGUUGAUAGGGUUUUCUUCGUCAUUAUUGGUAUAAUAAUGAUUGCUGUGCACCAUUUGUAAAAACAGAAGCUUGCCAACUAGAUAUUCUUCUUUAAUAAAACUGACUUUAUUUGAGAAAGAAAUGUUGAAGCACUUUGUAAAACAGGCUGAAUUAUUCAAACUUCUAAAGAUCUAAAAUCUCUUUUUAUUACUUAUUAUUACUUCGCUCAUUUUUAAAAGUAUUUUAAUAAUUGCCAUUAAUAAAUUAUGUUGUUAUAAUGUGAUUACUGAUGCAGAGUAAAAAAUUCU